AAACGCAGCACAAUAGCUUCUUUAUGUCGCCGCAACUGAUUUAAAAGCAAAGAAACGCCUGUUUGGAAAGGGAAAAUUGCAGUUUAAUGUCUAACUGGAUAUGUUGGUCGUUGUUUUUAGCUGAAUAUUAGGAAAGUCCCUCCUGUUGUGGAGCGGGUAUUAGCAUAUACGUGACACCGUGUUUAACGCUCAGUAAAUAGCUCCGGUGUGGACAGGUCAUUUACAGCCAGACGUCAGCGCAGGACUCAUUCAAUGCACCAGUCGGAGUUGUACAUAUUUUAUUUCCCGUCUUUUAAUUUCACAGCGACACAGUGUCAGGAGACACAUUUUAGAAACUGCAGGUUCUAUGCUUCAGCUAAGGACCUCUGCAGAAGAAGAAAGUAGUCAUGAAAUUUCCCAGCUCAGACAGGCCGUGUUAGAAAACAAUGACAGACUCCUCGAUGAGAUGCUCUGCCAAGAAGUCUACAAAAAGGUCAUCAACUGCAGGGGAGGCUGGGGCAUUGCAGGCACGCCUCUCCAUGCUGCAGUGUCCAAAGGUCAUUUCAGCUGUCUGCAGGUUCUGCUAGGCCACGGCGCUCUGGUAGACUGCGUGGAUGUCAAGGCUCAGACGCCUCUCUUUGCAGCCGUUCGUGGGAAAUAUCUGGACUGUGUGUUAGCACUGCUCAGAGCUGGCGCCAACCCCAACGGGAACUCAUCCAACAACUGCUCCCCCGUCCUCACUGCUGCUCGAGAGGGUGAUGUAGAGAUUUUAAAGGAACUGCUUAAACAUGGCGCUGAGGUGAACUCCCGCUCCAAAGUGUUGCUCUGGACUUCCAGUGCCAGGGUUUCCAGCGGGCCGCUGUACCUGGCUGCCGUUUACGGACACAUGGAGUGUUUCAAACUGCUGCUGCUCUACGGGGCAGACCCAGAUUACAACUGCACAGAUGCAAAGCUGCUGAGUUCUAUUAAGCAGCCCAAAACUGUGCUGGAGAUGUGCCUCAGGCAUGGCUGCGGCGUGGAGUACAUCCAGCUUCUCAUCGACUUUGGCGCGAACGUCUACCUCCCUACGCUGAUCAUCGAGAAGUCCACGAAGCAGAACGAGGCUGUGGAGCUGCUUCUGCACGAGAGAGGAAAUCCAAAGGCCUUGACUUCACAGUGCCGCCUCGCUGUCCGAAGUUACCUUAAAAAGAUCAACAAGAUCCACUGUAUCGAGCAGCUGGACAUGCCAACAAGUCUCAUUAACUUCCUGCAACACAAACCAGUCCCAGUCACUGUUCUGUAGCCGAGCCAGCUAUGUAAAGUCAUUUUUAUUUAACUCCAUGAACCACCUUUGUUUUAAAUUCUGUCUGUUUGUGUGCUGAAAUGUAAAGACUGAUUCUUCAGUCAGAACAUUAAAUGUGUGGAUAAGUGG
Molecule: messenger RNA, 1390 nt
Organism: Epinephelus fuscoguttatus (brown-marbled grouper)
Lineage: Eukaryota; Metazoa; Chordata; Actinopteri; Perciformes; Serranidae
Product: ankyrin repeat and SOCS box protein 12-like
Exons: 3
Coding region: 347-1261 (304 amino acids)
Biological process (GO): regulation of barbed-end actin filament capping; intracellular signal transduction
Cellular component (GO): nucleus; cytoplasm
Molecular function (GO): protein binding
Source: RefSeq, a predicted model, not a curated record